Messenger RNA from Heterocephalus glaber (naked mole-rat), 2810 nucleotides. It is a transcript of the gene Ankef1, whose product is annotated as ankyrin repeat and EF-hand domain containing 1. NCBI's taxonomy places the organism in Eukaryota, Metazoa, Chordata, Mammalia, Rodentia, Bathyergidae. The record is from RefSeq and is a predicted model, not a curated record. Gene Ontology annotation, molecular function: protein binding.
CCUGGCUGGGCCAAAGCUCACAAUCGGCGCUGUCUCAGUGGGUCCCACCCCGCCCCCUGCUCUGGCCUGGCCGCGCCCUCGCCUUGCGCGGGGCCCGGGACCCAUGGACACGCGCGCCCCUCCCUGCUGCACACUAGCCAGCUGGCCCGCUCUGCUGGAAGAGACGCUGGUCAAUUCUGGGUCCACAAGUCGGACUCCCAGAGCCCAAGGUCACGACUGGGUACCGCGCCAGGUGACAGAGAACGAUCCGGGUCCUCCGAGACCCCCUCACGGGCCCAGAGGAAUUGCUGCCGAGAGAUCUGCUGCUCUUGAUAGUCCCCGCUCUUAAGAGUUUUUUUUUUUUAAGCCAGGAAAACAAGCAUCUUUAAGAAGCUGGUCAAAUAUGGCGUUAGCAGAUAAGAGACUUGAGAACUUGCAGAUCUACAAAGUUCUUCAGUGUGUUCGGAACAAAAACAAGAAGCAGAUAGAGAAGCUGAUCUGGCUUGGAUACCCUCAACUAAUCAACUUCACAGACUCUGUGGAUGGACUUAGUGCUCUGCACUUAGCUUCAGUUUCCAAUGACGUUGAUAUGGUUAGCUUUCUCCUUGAACUCGGAGCUCACCCUGAUGUGCAAGACCAUAAGGGCUGUACCCCAACAAUGAGGGCUGCUGAACUGGGCCAUGAGUUGUCGAUGGAAAUAUUAGCCAAAGCAAAGGCUGAUAUGACUAUAGUUGAUAAUGAAGGGAAAGGCAUUUUAUUUUACUGCAUUCUACCUACUAAGCGGCAUUAUCGCUGUGCUUUGAUUGCCCUUGAACAUGGUGCAGAUGUCAACAAUUCUACCUAUGAUGGAAAACCAGUGUUCCUUAGAGCCUGUGAAGAAGCCCAUGAUAUUAGAGAGAUGUGCCUGACGUUUUUGGAAAGAGGAGCUGAUCCAAAUGCUAUCAACUCAUCCACAGGUCGCACCGCUUUAAUGGAGGCAUCAAGAGAAGGAGUGACAGAAUUAGUUCGGGGAAUAUUGGAAAGAGGAGGUGCAGUGAAUACAUUGGACAGUGAUAGACAUCAUGCUGCUCAUUUUGCUGCCAAAGGAGGCUUUUUUGAUAUACUGAAGCUUCUUUUUGCUUACAAUGGAGACAUGGGGAUGAUCGCAAUGAAUGGGAACACACCACUUCAUUACGCUGCUAUGGGCGGUUUUACCAACUGUUGUAAAUAUGUAGCUCAGCGAGGAUGUGACCUGAAAUGGAAGAAUUUAGACCAUAAAACACCAAGGGCUUUGGCAAAAGAAGGUGGCUUCAAAGCAGCUAGCAAAGAAAUUCAUCGAGCAGAGCGAAUUGCUAAUAAACUGGCCAAACCAGGAGCCAAAAAUCCUAAUCCACUCUGGGCCCUCAGAUUACAUGAUUGGUCCAUAGAACAUGAGACUUUUCUUCGGGAAGUCUUUUCAUUUGUGGACAGAGGUGAUGGGUCAGUCACCAAGGAAGACUUUGUGAUGACCCUGGAGGAGAGGCAAGAGUACGCCAGCUCUGAACAGCUGUUUUCAAUAGCUCAACUUCAUGAAAAAUUCCAAGGAGGAGGGGUCAAUAUUAAUGAGUUCUUUAAAGGAACUAGAUACCUAAACAAGUCUUUUGUCUUGGGAUCUUAUGGACCUAAGAAAAAGAAAAAAGGGAUGGGCAAAAAGGAAAGGAAAGGCAAGUUUGUUAUACCCCUCCCAGUCUGCGUCAUUCCUGAUGAUGCAUUUCCACAUCGAUCAGAUGGUGGGCCUCCAUAUUACAUGAUUGAAACCUACCAGAAUGUAACUGAUUAUAGCCGGUUUAAUCAAGAUCACCCACCAGAACAUCCCAUGCAGGAUGAUUCUGCUUGGUACAUUGAUGAGCCAGGGAAGGUAUUUUCAAAUAUUAAUUUUAUCACCAAGGCAGGAGACCUAGCAUCUCUGAAAAAGGCAUUUGAAUCGGGAAUACCUGUGGAUAUGAAGGAUAAAUAUUACAAGACACCACUAAUGAUGGCAUGUGCAAAUGGAAACAUAGAUGUAGUCAAGUUUCUUCUUGAAAAAGGGGCGAAUAUUAAUGCAACAGACAAUUUUCUGUGGACCCCACUUCAUUUUGCAUGCCAUGCAGGCCAGCAAGACAUUGCAGAGCUUCUUGUUGAGUCCGGAGCUUCAAUAGAUGCACUUUCAAUCAACAACUCAACUCCUUUGAGUCGAGCUAUUGAAAGCUGUAGGAUGGAUACUGUAAAAUACCUACUUGAUAUCGGUGCUAAAUUUCAGCUGGAAAAUAGAAAAGGUCACACUGCCAUGGAUAUUGCAAAAGCUUAUGCUGAUUAUAGAAUAAUUGAUCUGAUUAAAGAAAAGUCAGAUAACUUGCCAAAACCUCCAGAAAAUCAAAAACUGAAAGCCAAGCCACCCCCUAAACUGAAGACUGAAGGCCCUGAAAUUAAGAAAGAAGAGGAAGCACUUUCAUCACUUUAUGCUGUACCAACCAUAACAAAAAAGAAGAACAGGCAUAAAGAUAAUGUGGUUUAUCUCAAUUCAUUGAUUACCAGUGGUUAUACCAAGAAAGUGGAUAUCACGUUUGUUCCACGAAGGGUUUGGAGUCCUGAAGCCACAACCCCAGAGCUGGUCCAGAAGCGGGAACUGCGUCGGGAAAGACUUAGUUAUGAAGUGGACUUUGAGGAUUUCAUGAUGCCUUUUCAGAAGAACAUGACAGAGAAAGCUCAAGCUUUGGAAGCUACCUUGAAGAGUUAAAUCACAGCAGUUGCAUCUUGGGAUAAAUGCUUUGAAACCCAGGGACCAAACUUUGGAGGAAGUAGAUAUUUCCAUUAAAGCCAAAAUCAAUUUGAAA